AUGGAUGCUAUCCUUGCAAACAUCGAAGAGUCAAGUGUGAUGAACUUCAACCCGCCUGCGGCACAUGCGCUUCCAGAGGCGAACCUUGCUCUUACCCCCUACCACGCCUCCCUUCGAAGAGACCCCCCCAGACCUAGAGAAAAGGCGACUGGGAACAAAGAUGGCGGUCCCUCAUCUGAUUCAUUCGAUCCAUCAAAUGGAGCUCUUCCGCUCGACGCGACUUUACCAGCGAUUUUCUCAAGCCAUAAUAGCCACGCGCGUGUGGACUUACCAAUGAAUGAUUUGAAGCUCCUUCAGUUUUUCAAUUCCUACACGGCGAAACAAAUGUCGCCGCAUCCGAGGAGGGCCAUAGUCUGGCAGCGGAUCAUCCCGGAAAUUGCGUGCAAAAAUCGGUAUUUGAUGCACCUGCUCCUAGCACUAGGAGGCAUCCACAUGAUUACGCAGCACGAGGCCAGCAGCACUAGUGGCUUCGAAGACUUGGAUACGGUGGACUUGGCGAUAGUCAUGGAACAUCAUCAAAGAGGACUGGAAGGUUUUAGGGAGGAGGUCCCCCGCCUUUCUCCCUCCAACGCUGAGGACCUUCUUACUGGUUCUGUACUUCUGGUUGCUUUUGCUUUUGCAUCUCUUAUGGUUCAGGAGCUCAAUCCGCUUGGUAGGACCCCGGAAGAGAUGAAUAGUACCACGGGAAAUUCCUCUUCCGCAAAUGACAUUUUACGUCUCAACUGGUUAUACCUUAACAGAGGGGUAACCAGUAUUCUCUAUGAUCAAUGGCACGUGUUACGAAGCAGUCGGCUCCGGCAGAUGCUGGUAUUCUCACAGAAUAACGAGCGUUGGGAGGAUUUACCGUUUGCUCCACUACCGUCUCGACUUUCUCGUUGCUCACCCCGCCUGGUUAAAUUUGCCGAAGGUGCCAGCCAAGCAGUCGCAAACAUCAAAGCUUCUUUGCGUGCGCUCGAACCCGCUAGGGAUUACUUAUCCAGCUGCUCGGGUACGCCGACAUCUCACCUCCCAGAGUCGCCUACGACUCUAGACUCCGUUGUCGACGCGCACUCUGAGACCAUAGACGUCCUGGAUACUUUAUAUUUACGCAUUCUCUCCGUAUUGCGGUGUGAAGCAACUGACAAUCCUGCUGACCUAGAAAUCCAGUUGGAUUUUGAAGAGGCGGCGAUUUUGGCCUGGCCGGUCCAGCUUCCAAGUCCAUUCUUAGCGUCUCUUGAGAGAGGCGAACCUAAUUACCUUGGUGGAUACUCACUCGUCAUUUUGGCUCAUUUUUAUUUGGCAAGUACUUUACUUGAUAUGUGGUUUCUGAAGGGCGCCUUUGAAAGAGAGAUACUGAAAGUCAACACGCUUAUCGAUUCCCUGAAUGAAAGCCAACUGUCAACACUUAUGCUAUGGCCCAACGAGGUCGUGGCUUCGACCCUGAGAUGUGCUCCUUGA
Messenger RNA from Penicillium verrucosum, 1437 nucleotides. RefSeq lists its product as uncharacterized. The record is from RefSeq and is a predicted model, not a curated record. The transcript is spliced from 2 exons. Gene Ontology annotation, biological process: regulation of transcription by RNA polymerase II. Bases 1 to 1437 code for a protein of 478 amino acids. Gene Ontology annotation, molecular function: DNA-binding transcription factor activity, RNA polymerase II-specific. NCBI's taxonomy places the organism in Eukaryota, Fungi, Ascomycota, Eurotiomycetes, Eurotiales, Aspergillaceae.